Messenger RNA from Orycteropus afer afer, 2038 nucleotides. Lineage: Eukaryota; Metazoa; Chordata; Mammalia; Tubulidentata; Orycteropodidae. The record is from RefSeq and is a predicted model, not a curated record.
GGACAUCUAUGUGGGUUCCAGUAAAAGUGUCCAAAUGGACCUAUGUGGCUUACAAUGAAUCUGAUAAGAUAUAUUUUACAUUUCCUCUUGCAAAUCAUAGAAAAAUCUACACUCAUGUUUAUUGUCAGAGCACCAUGCUGGAUACAAACAGUUGGAUUUUUGGAUGUGUAAACAGUACUUCCAUGUGCCGGCAAGGGGUUGAUUUGUCAUGGAAAGCUGAACUGCUGCCGACAAUUAAGUCUCUGACGCUAAGACUUCAAGACUACCCAUCUUUGUCUCAUCUAGUUGUUUAUGUACCAUCUAUUCAUGGAAGUAAGUUUGUUGUAGACUGUGAAUUCUUUAAAAAAGAGACAAGAUCCAUACAGCUUCCUGUAACCCAUCUUUUUUCCUUUGGGUUGUCUUCAAGAAAAGUGGUAUUAAAUACAAAUGGCCUAUUUUACAAUAUAGAGCUUCUGAACUUUGGGCAGAUAUAUCAAGCUUUUAAAAUCAACGUGGUGAGCAAGUGCUCAGGAGUCAAAGAAGAAAUAACUAGUAUCUAUAAACUGCAUAUUCCCUGGUCUUAUGAAGAUUCACUAACCAUUGCACAGGUUCCAUCUUCCACAGAAAUUUCUCUGAAACUCCAUAUUGCUCAACCAGAAAAUGAUAGCCACGUAGCCUUAUUAAAAAUGUACACAUCAUCAGACUGUCAUUAUGAGGUGACAGUUAAGACUUCCUUUCCACAAAUACUUGGACAGGUAGUUAGAUUUCAUGGUGGAGCUCUUCCGGCCUACAUUACAUCUAGUAUCCUUCUUGCUUAUGGGGGGCAAUUAUACUCUCUUUUCUCAAUAGGUCAUUGCUUAGAAUAUGCUGUUAUGUUGGAUAAAGAAGCCAAACCUUACAAAGUUGAUCCUUUUGUAAUUAUGAUUAAGUUUCUGUUGGGGUAUAAAUGGUUUAAAGAAUUAUGGGAUGUAUUAUUGUUACCAGAAUUAGAUGCCAUCUAUUUAACUAGUCAGAGUAUGUGUUUCCCCCUUGUGUCCUUGAUUCUUUUUCUCUUUGGAACAUGUACUGCCUACUGGAGUGGCCUACUCUCUUCUACAUCUGUGAGGCUGCUUUCUUCAUUGUGGCUAGCUUUGAAAAGACCAUCUGAACUUCCUAAAGAUAUCAAGAUUAUAUCGCCGGAUUUGCCCUUUUUGACAGUAGUUUUGGUCAUAGUUAGUUGGGCAACUUGUGGAGCAUUUGCCAUACUUCUUACUUAUCUUUACUAUGUGUUUAAGAUUGUUCAUCUCCAAGCCAGCAUAACAAUUUUUAAAAAUAGCCAGACUGUGAACCCCAAACACACUAGAAGAAGUGAAAAGAAAUCCAGUCACCAUAAGGACUCUACAGUACACCAUCUUCGUUUGUCAGCUAGUGAUGCUGAAGACAGUCUUCGCAUGCACGAUACUGUAAUUAACUUAUUAACCUGGAUAGUAUUACUCAGUAUGCCAUCUUUAAUUUAUUGGUUAAAGAAUCUUAGGUAUUAUGUUAAACUUAAUCCUGAUCCGUGUAAACCUUUGGCAUUUAUUCUUAUUCCAACUAUGGCAAUUCUUGGAAAUACUUACACUGUUUCAAUAAAAUCAAGUAAACUGUUGAAGACUGCUUCACAGUUUCCACUUCCUCUUGCUGUUGGUGUGAUCGCUUUUGGGUCAGCUCACUUAUACAGGGUUCCAUGCUUUGUCAUCAUUCCUCUUUUACUCCAUGCAUUAUGCAACUUUAUGUAAGAUUGUAUUUAAAGAACAAUAAAGAUGAUUUAUGCUUUUAAGGCCAGUUAUAAGAAGGGAAUGCACAGAUCCAUCAACAUGGACAUCAAGAUCCUUUGGAGAAGACGAGUCUAUUUUUACAGUAUUGAAAAUAGGAAAUUAGUUUUGUAAUGCUUGACGGAAGUAGUUGAAGCAUGGUUGUUAUUUUUCAUUUUUUAUUUUUUGUGGUGUGGUAUCUGUGUACUAACCAGUUUUGGGAAAAUUACUAAAGGGAUAUUGGUAGUUGACAUCUUUGAGGACUAUUGGGGAUAUCAGCUAGCCUG